Messenger RNA from Paramecium pentaurelia, 1415 nucleotides. NCBI's taxonomy places the organism in Eukaryota, Ciliophora, Oligohymenophorea, Peniculida, Parameciidae. The record is from the annotation of a GenBank genome assembly.
AUGAAAAAUUAUAAUUCGUAUCACUUAUAGAGAUAAACAACAGUCCCAUCAGAGACUUCAUCAGUAAAAUCACAAGUAACAGUUCAAUCAUAUUUAACUACUUCACCUGUAAAUAUUUAAAAUUAAUGUGAAUGAUUAGAAAUAACGAAACUAAUUGCUUCGUUCAUCCUUCAAAGUUUACUAAGAAAUGAAAUAGGAAAUCAGCUAGAAUUAAUAAUGUAGAUUAUCGUUAAGAUUUGAAUAAAUCCAUUUAUUAAUGGCUUCAUAGAAACUGUUUUUGCUAUUAUAAAAAAUGCAAGCUCUUUAUAAUAAGCAACAAAAAUAAGAAGCAUUUCAAUUGAUUUUAAGAUUGGGUGCAAUAGAUUAUAGCAAUAGUAGCAGCAUAUUUAAAACUCCUUAGAGAAGUAAUUCUCCUGGAAUAGUGUCAAAAGAUAUAGGGUAAUAUAUUAUUAUUAAUAAUAUUAGAAUGGAAAAAAAUAUACAGAAUUAAUAACUAAUAAAGAUAAUAUAAGAUUUAUAAUCUUAAAUUGCUGGUAAGGAACUUUUUAAGGCAAUAUAUUUAAUUUAAACAAAGAUAAUGAAAGAUUGUAUAUACCAAAUAAAAAAUAAAAUAAAAUUAUCAUAAAAAUUUGAGAAAAUUAAAAAUAUUUUAGAUGUUUCUUCAAAACGAAAUGUAUUAAAUGAAUUGAGGUUAAAGUUAAAUAAGAGUAAAAAGAUUGAAGCUGCAAGCUACUUAUUGGCUUUUAAAUUAGAAAAACUAAUAUAGAACUUAGAAUUUACUUUUUAUUAUCAACUUAAAUUAUCAUAAAUGAAAUAAUAAUUGAUCACAAAAGAAUAGAUCUAAUUAAAAUUAAAUGGAUAUAGCAUAGGAGAAAAAAAUGAAAACAUAAAAUUAAUUAAAUUUCAUUAGAUUAUUAUUAAAGUUUGUUACAGAUUUCCAUUUAAUUAAUUGAAAAAUCAAUAUUAAUAAAUAGAUUUAAAUUAAUAGAAUAGUGUUUCUUUUUAAAGAUUUACAUUUGGGCAAUUACCAUUAACAAUGUCAUAGUAAGAUGCAUAAUUGUAGGAGACUUCACCAAAAAAUGAAGAUUAAAAUGAUUAAGAAUAAUAAUCUUAAUAAUAACCAAUUGUAGUGGUUUAAAAAAAAAAAUCUAUUUAAAAAAUGAAUGGAAAAUUAGCAAAUAAAAUAAAAUUAUACAGUAAUAACCGAUAUAUUAUUAUUAGUUAACAAAUGUGAGGAAUAGAAACAAUAAGCAUAAUUGUAGAAACUAGAAUAAAUAUCAAAAUUAACAAAAAAAAAUUCUUUGGAUGAUAUAGAAUUAAAAAAACCCAAGUCUAAUUCAAAUGUUAAAAGUAAGUUAUUCUUAAUGGCAAUAUUUGUAUUUCUUUCAAUAUUUUUAUUUCAUGUAAUUUAUUGA